Messenger RNA from Vitrella brassicaformis, 2542 nucleotides. The record is from the annotation of a GenBank genome assembly. NCBI's taxonomy places the organism in Eukaryota, Vitrellaceae.
CGACGAUGUGUACAGUUGCCAACAUGCACCCUGACUCCACCCUCUCGACACGCCCUGAAGUGUUCGCGUAAGAAACUGAGAGGGGCACGACGACCGACAUCAUCUCAUGUGUUCAUGGCGGUGAUAUGGCGUGUGUGUUCGUGCAGCAAGAGCACCUCCAUUGGGAGCGAAUGGCUGAUGUCGAGCAAGCGCGGCAACAAGGGGGACUCUGACAUCAUGUCGGUCCUCUCCAUCACUCGGCAUGUACACGACGUGUACAAGUUGAUGGUCCACGACAAGACCUUCGACUCACGCAUCGCCAUGCCAAAACGACUGGAGGUGCUUGUCAAGCAAGACGUAAGCCGGGCGGCCGUACAACACACCCCACACUCAGAGUGGUGCAUGUCGUUUCUGAUGUCUCCCUCUCCCUCUCCCUCUGUCGUCUGCAGGGGCUCAUUCCCCUUCUCCAAGCCUGCCUGCGCUACUUCCUUCUCCUCACCACGGUGUCCAAGCAGCCCCCCGACCCGUCCAACUCAGCCAGCAAGAAGGCCAGACGGACUUCAAACAUGUCCACAAUCGACGCUAUGGAAAUGGAGCGGCGAAGGUUGUCCUACAAGACCUCGUACGCAUCGACGAUGUUUCCGAUGGGCCGGAAGGGCGAGUGGAGCCCGCGGACGCCGAAGCUGAGCGAGGGGGGGAGUGCGAUGGAUCCCGAGCUGAUCGGAGAGGUGGAGAGGCUGGGGCUGAUCGAUGAGAUGGAGAUACUCAGGGAGGGCCUCAUGAAGUGAGCGAUAGGGGGAGACGGGAGGGGAGGGGUGUGUAUCAUAUUCAUUGAUCAGCGUGUGUUGAUAUAUCGGCAGGUCGUAUGCUCUCAUGCUGUAUGAGAACCACAAGUGGGGCAGCAGCAUGGGCAGCGACCAGAACUUCUUUGAGAGCUUUGUCUUCCUCCUCUCGCGCAUCCUCGAGCUCUCCUUCGACCAGAAGUACCAUCCGCUGAUACGAGAAGAGACACAGCGGUAAUUAACCCCGGAGAGACACCAAUACUCACUUACUCACCAUGUCUCCUGCCGUGCCGACAGCCUCUUCCGCACCGACUUCUUCAACCCCUUCAAGCGAUCUGAGGGCACCGGCGGCCGUGGCGGCUCCGCAUCUCGCCGCUCAUCCCCUGGUGCAGCCGACGAUCGCAUGUCCGUCACGUCAACCAUGUCGGCCUCUCCUCCGCGCACCAUGGAUCGGCAAUCGUCGAUGCGGAAGCCGUUCUACGUGCCUGAGCUGAAGGAGGGCAACGAGACGAUCAAGGCCAUCGUGCAGGGGAUAUGGGAGAGGGCGGCCAUGCGGAGACAGAAGGUGAGGGCAGCGGCGGAAGGGUAUCCGUGUGGGGUCAUGCAGAGGGACCUGCUCGAGGGAAGGUCGCCCCUGCUCUCCUCAACGCUGCCCACCAUACACGAAAAGAUGGCGCAGCUUGGUAAGUGAAAUGAAACGCGCGGCGGUGUUUCAGUGCUUUUCAUGACCAUCUCGGUGGCCGGCUGUCCGUCUACUUCUUCAGAGGCGCGACGGAACCUUUGGUACCACGACGCACAGGGCGGCUUCACACCUCGGCGACACAGAAUCGUGUCGUCCUUGUCGAGCAGGAGCUCCUCUUGCACCGAGCGUGAAACCGCCGUGACAACACGCAGAAGCCGACAUGUGAUCCAGACUGGCUUGUAAGUUGCAAGGACCACGACAAUGGAAAGAAGGCCUCAUGCUUCAUCCGUGUGUCUCGUUUCCGUUUUUUCUUUCUUUUUGUCUCUGCAGCCACAUUCCCGUCAAGGAGACGCCUGAGGGUAUGUCUCCUGCUCCCUCCCCUUCUGGCCCUCUCCCAGCUGACAGCAGCAUGGAGCCGUCAGGCCCCUCCCCCGACACAUCCAAGCCGGCCCAUAUUUCAUUCAAGGCAAUCGACGCGUUGUUCGAUGUCGAUGAAGACGACGAGGACAGAGACUUUGAUCUCUUUCCCUCUCGGGUGCAUCUCCCAGUGGGCCGAGCAGAGAAAGCUGUCGAGUCAGCCGCCUUAUCCAAGCGCCCACGGCCAGCCGUGUCGCUCGCUGACGAGUUUCGCCGAGUGAGGGGGCCCAAACUGAGCACCACUAGGGCGAGCAAGGCGGCGGUGCUGCUGCCACUGGAGGCGCGUGAGGGGGAGGGACGGUAUUUCGAUAGGAUGGGCUUGCGACACGUAUGGGCGCGGCCGAAGGGUGAGGAGUUUGCUGAGAGAUUGGCUUUGGAAAGGCAGAGGGUCAGGCCUGCGUACAGAUGGGCGGUUGGGGAAUAUGGAGGGGCCAUGACAGCCAGAUGACAGAUGAGACCGGUUGGUUAACUGGUGCCUUUGCUUUCAUCUGUGUGGCUCGCAAAUGAAGGACACUGCCAUUGGCUUACAGUUGGCUUACAGACUCAUCACUCUUGCACGCUUCGGUCUGUUGCUUCUGGUGUGAAAAGCAAAAGCUCUGAAGAUUGCAGUGUGUGAUGGUCUGCGUGGUGUAUUUUAGUCGUUGAUCUGUUGCCACCUGGGUAUGUGUGCGGGUGCGGCAGG